Messenger RNA from Bombyx mori (domestic silkworm), 566 nucleotides. Its product is annotated as protease inhibitor 1. Gene Ontology annotation, molecular function: serine-type endopeptidase inhibitor activity; protein binding. The record is from RefSeq and is marked provisional. NCBI's taxonomy places the organism in Eukaryota, Metazoa, Arthropoda, Insecta, Lepidoptera, Bombycidae.
ACGACUCGCACGCAGCUUACGUGUACGUAAAUUGAAGCAAAAGUGAUUUCAAUUCUGCAUUUUCAAGAAAUAAUGGAUAAAUUAGUAGUAUUUUUCCUUUUCGCAAUCAUAACUAACGUGUUAUGUAUGAGCGUAAGGAACAAGCGUCAGUCGAAUGAUGAUGAUGACGUUCUCGAUGACCGCUAUGGCUGGGAGCUUACCACCCGGCCUCCAAGGCAGUUCCCUGGGCAAGGAUUUUUCCCCGGUCUAUUCCCCGGCCAGGGUCAGUUCCCAGGACAACAGCAACGUUUAACUACGACUCGGGCUCCCAACAAUCUGGGCACCACCACAAUGUCGCCUGCAAUUCAACAAUGCAUUCGUAGCUGCCCAGUAACCGCUGAGUACAAUCCAGUUUGUGGCACUGAUAAUAUAACUUACAAUAACCCUGGAAGGUUGACGUGUGCUCAGGCGUGUGGAAUCAAUGUCAGCGUUCUCCGAUCCCUGCCUUGCCCCACUGCUACACAAGCUCCUACCAGCUAAAUUAAUUAAAAUAGUAAACCAAAUAAUUAAAAAUAUGAGUGAUUAAA